Oreochromis aureus is the source of this 1508-nucleotide messenger RNA. RefSeq lists its product as uncharacterized. The record is from RefSeq and is a predicted model, not a curated record. NCBI's taxonomy places the organism in Eukaryota, Metazoa, Chordata, Actinopteri, Cichliformes, Cichlidae. Bases 499 to 1428 code for a protein of 309 amino acids. The transcript is spliced from 5 exons.
ACUUGAUGUUAACUAAUGAUGGUAUUGACACAAGUUACCUUUUUCCAUUUUGGUUAGCAGACUAUUCAGUAUGUUAAACUAAAGAUGAAUAAAAUACUGACUCCCUAGCGCUAAGUUAGAGCAGACAAACGGUAAAAGUACUAGUAAUUAUUUUAGUUUUGUAUUGAGGAAUAUAUUUCAUGUAGGUGAAAUACUCAUUUAGUACAGGGCUUAAAAACUACAGCCAAAGGGCUGAAACACCUUGUUACACUGAAAAAAGUCACAUACAGUGUAAGAAAUAACAAUGCAAGGCUGUUUUACUGUUAUUUAUGGGACUGUUUUAAUAUUCACAUUUUCUGUUUACAGUAAUUCGAUGAAGAGCACUGAUUAUAAGAAAUUACUGUCUACAGGAAGCAUGCCAGAGGAAUUGUAACCUUUUUCCCUUACCUCAGUGGCCCGUACUUCAAAAAUGGCUAUGUAAGUAGCUCAUAGUAAUAACUGAUACAACCAAAAUCACGUAUGUAUGUCCUUAUCAACUAUUCAUUGUUACAUAACUUAUUUUGUUUAUUCAUUUAUCAGUGUCUGUACAUGUCACUCUCCAAGGAACAUUAUUAUGAUGGCGAAAGUGGCACUGGGUACUUGGCCUGGAGGAUUAAAGCCAUACAGAGAUGCACUGCUAAAGAGAGGCGAUUAUCAUCUGGAGCACCAGGAGAUGGAUCAUCCAGUGAAGACCAGUGUGGCGGACCAACUGUCAGACGAGAGUUGCAGUUUGUUACAGAGAAGGUGCUGAGUGAGGAUGAGUGCAAGGAUACAAUCUCUCUGAUGAAAAAUUCAGCUGAUGAAGACACAUUCAAGAAGAAGAUGAAGUUGACAUUUGUUUAUCGACACAGCAUGGUCCUUGACCUCCUGCUGUCAAGCAACAUACCGUCUGUUUCUCCAUGUUUCAAAGAUAUCAAAGGCUUGAACGAACAGGAUUUUGUACUGAUGUUUGGUGAGGAUGUAUCAGGCAGGUUGCUGGAGAGGUGGCCAACAACAUUCAAAAGAAAGAUUAUCCAACAAGGCAGAAAGCUUCCUUCUACCAGUGACCUGAAAGAACUCUUGCUGGCAGCUGACUCACCUGAGGAUGCCACAGAAGUUAAUGCUGACAUUGGCUGGGACAGUGACCUCUCAGCAAUUCUAUUGCUAUUACACCUGAUUCCACCAUCUGGUCAGGGUCGGAAGAGACCAGGAAAGGUGUCAGCUUCUCAAGCAGAAAGGGGUCUUGUGGUCUUCAAGAAGACUGGAACAAAUAUCCAAGAGCACCUUGAUGCCAUCACUACCAGCACUCAACCCGACCUCCUGGCUGUUGGGGUGAAAAAGAAUGACAUCCACCAGUUCUUCAUUAUUCUUGACAAGAAUGUGAGAGGAGUAGGAAUAGUUUACUGCUAUUAUUUGCGGCUAUUUUUAUAAUCAUCAUUAACAUUUCAGUAUUAAUAGUGAUGUUGCAUUUAGAUGCAUUCAGAUGUUCAAAUAUAUGGUUAUAGUCUUUA